Messenger RNA from Engraulis encrasicolus (European anchovy), 774 nucleotides. Its product is annotated as neoverrucotoxin subunit alpha-like. The transcript is spliced from 3 exons. The coding region runs from base 1 to 726 and encodes 241 amino acids. Gene Ontology annotation, molecular function: protein binding. Lineage: Eukaryota; Metazoa; Chordata; Actinopteri; Clupeiformes; Engraulidae. The record is from RefSeq and is a predicted model, not a curated record.
AUGCCACAUGCACACACUCCUAUUUUUCUGUCACUCACAGACUCAUGUGUGCCAACACUGGACGAGAACACAGCCAACACCCACUUGGCCUUCUCCGAGGGACGCUCUCAGGUGAGCUUCCUGGAGGAGCCACAGCUGUACUCUGAGCGUCCGGAGCGCUUUGCCUUCUGGCCACAGGUGUUGUGCAGGGAGAGCCUGUCUCACCGCAGCUACUGGGAGCUGUGGUGGACGGGGCACGUCGAUGUUGGCGUGGCCUACAAGACCAUGAACAGGAAGCUGGAGGACAGCAGGUGUGUGCUGGGCCAAAAUGACCAAUCCUGGAGCUUGGAAUGUCAUGACGAUAGUAACAGCAGCAGCAGCAGCGGUGGCAAUGACGGGGCCAAGCAACACGGACACCGUUACUGCGCCUGGCGCAAUGGGAAGAGGGUGGAGGUGCCGUCCUCAGGGUUGGAGGAGGGGACUCCCCACGUGGCGACGCCAUCAUCAUCAUCCUCCAGGAGGAGGGUGGGGGUGUACCUGGACUGGCCGGGUGGGAAUCUGUCCUUCUACUGCGUCUCCACGGAUGCUAUCCAGCACCUCCACACGUACCGGGCCACCUUCACUGAACCGCUCUUUGCGGGCUUCAUGGUGUGGCCCAAGGCCUCCGUCACCCUGUGCAAGAUCAGGAGGAGGGGCCAGGGGCCCCUACAACACACACAACGUAGAGUGGGGGCGAUGACAGUAUAAGCUUGGACAAAUGCAUGGGCACGUGUGCAGUAGUCUAGAUCAGUGGUU